GCAGUAAGUAGUUGAACUACCACCCAGUCCUUAGCAACAAGGUCUUUGGGCGUCUCUACCAGGACUUGUCAUGAUUGUCUAAAAAGUUGCCACUGGUAGACUAUCUCCUAGAACACUAUUUACAUUACUCCUGCUGCACCGUUCUGUCCCUCUACCAAGGAGGAGUUGUGUCUGUUUACCUCUCUUCCACCAACACCGCCCCCGCCCCGCACGGUUUUCCAGGUGCGACAGGACUUAUUACGUGCCCGCAGUAGGCAACCGGGAAACCACCUGAGCUCCUGCAACCCCCCACCCUUUCCUUCGCCAUCAAAACAUGGCAUCCCUCAACCUCUCUACCAACGGCCCAUCAAUCACCAAGAGCUACCAGUCCAUAGUCAAUGCCCCUCCUCCUUCCGGUCCUGCCGCCGCCUCUCCCACAUAUGGUCAAUGGGCAGUCUUCUCAGUCUCGGCUCCUCUAGCCAAUGCCUUUCAACAGGACUCAGGCAAUAAAGAGAGCGUAUUGAAGGUUCAGACUACUGGCGAGGGCGAGUUGGUAGACCUGGUGGAUGAGUUCUCCGAUGGCCGAAUUCAAUUUGCGUUUGUCAGGGUCAAGGAUUCCAAUUCGGGCCUCCCCAAGAGUGCCCUAAUUGCCUGGUGUGGUGAAGGCGUUCCUGAACGGACAAAGGGUUACUUUACAAGCCACCUGACGGCAGUCGCUAAAUUGCUUCAUGGCUACCAUGUCCAAAUCACAGCCAGGUCCGACCGCGACCUCACCCCCGAUGGCAUCAUUCAGAAAGUUGCCGAUGCUUCCGGUUCAAAGUACUCCUCCAGCUCUACUGGUCCCCCACCUCCCGCCGCCACUAAACCAGCACUUGCUUCGAAACCGGUCUUCACCCCAACCCAGAGUAGCGGGACGCUGGGCGGGUACAGUCCUGCUGCACGCAGUCUACCAGCCAAGAAAGAUGUCAACGUAGAUGAGGAUGGAUGGGGAGAGGAUGCCCCUCCAGUCACUCGGUCACAGUUGGAAAAGGUUCAGCCUGCCUACCAGCCUACCAAGGUCAACAUGAGAGAUUUGACAUCUCAAAAGCCGGCACCAUCGGCCUUCAGCUCCAGUACAUCUGAUGAUCGGCCCGACGUCGUCAAAGGAGCCUAUCAACCCGUUGGCAAAGUGGACAUUGCAGCCAUUCGGAGACAGGCACAGGCGUCUGGGAAUACUCGAGAUGAGCGCCCAGAGAUUGUCAAGGGUGCAUAUGAACCGGUUGGUAAGGUUGAUAUCGCUGCAAUUCGAGCCAAGGCUCAGAAGCCCGACGAUGCGCCCAGUUUCUCCCGCCCAGCGCCAGUAUCGGCUGCUUCCACUGGCGCCUCGGACGAGCCUACUGAUGCUCCCAAAUCGCUUGCUGAGCGCUCAGCAGCAUUCUCACAAGGCCCAGAGCGCUUAACGUCGCUUCCCAAGCCUAAGGUUGCCAACAAAUUUGGCGGUGGCAGCUUUACAGGCACCAAAGCACCCACUCCGGGUGGGUUCGACUCAAAGCCUAGCGUCCCGACUCCUGUUGGUGCAGCCGGUCGGUCAUUUGCUGACUCGAGUGGCAAGACACCCGCGCAGCUUUGGGCAGAGAAGAAAGCUCGCGAGCGAGGACUAAGCGGAUCAGCAGACCUACCCAUGCCAGUGUCUCCCAGCGGCUUCACAGGACAGCCCCCGAUGUCUUCUCAAAAGAGUGGAGGAGAAUGGAAGAGUGGUUACACUGGGAAGUCGUGGGCUCCUGUCGCCACCACCCACACCGGUCGAUCAAGCAUCGGACAGCAGGUUACUGGAGACCGCACAAGUCAAGCAGAUGCGGAAGAAGCUCCAUCCUCUCCAAGCGGCGGCAUCAGCUCGAUCCGAGAGCGAUUCAGUGGUGCGGCUCCCAUGGGUGCUCCUGCUCCUUCUGGAGCCUUUGACCGCGGUCCACCACCGGCCCCUGAGCCGGACACCAGCAAUAAACCCAACCGGGGGAUACCAAUCCCUGGAUUAUCUGCACCGGCAGCGCAAUAUGAUGAGGAGGAAGUCGAGACGCAGCGCAUGCCCACACCACCACCACAACCUCGCAGCCCGACUCCACCAACUCCAGAGAUGCGACCAUCUUCACCAAUUCGGGUUGCCGUACCUAUCAGUGCGACUGCCCCAGUUGUUGACGCCCACGAAGAACUGGAAUCACCGCCACAGGCCUUACCGACGCAGUCACUGGCACGGGCCGUGGCAACAGCUGGUGGCGAAGAAUCUGACGAUGAACCGUCCAAUAAUCGAGACUUGGGCAGGGCAGCGGCACAAACAGCACUGGCGGCCAAUCUUGGACAGCAGGCUGCACAAUCUGCCCCAGCAGCCGCUCCACCACCGGCCGGAGGCGAGAGGGCAAGAGCCGAGUACGAAUAUGAAGCAGCGGAGGACAAUGAGGUCUCACUACGCGAAGGCGAACUCGUUACUGAUAUCCAGAAAAUCGACCCGGAUUGGUGGCUGGUCAAGAACGAAGCUGGAGAGACUGGACUUGUACCCAGCAAUUACCUUACUCUUCUCGAGAAUGAAGAUGAUGCAGGAGCCCAUGUCGCUCCAGCGGCUGUGAGAUCUCCCAGCCCACCUGCAGCUGCAGCUGCCGCUGCCAAAGGAGCAACGGCAACUGCACUCUACGAUUACGAGGCCGGGGAGGACAACGAGUUGUCAUUCCCCGAAAAUGCGACCAUCACCAACGUGACAUUCCCCGACGAAGAUUGGUGGCACGGGGAAUACAACGGCCGACAGGGAUUGUUCCCAGCAAAUUACACCAAGAUCGAUGGUUGAAAGAUUCUGGAUGAGCCAAUGGUAUUCCAGCAGGAGCGAGAUCUUGACAGUGGGAUGCUCUGAUGGCCUCGUAGGGUAUUCAGGACCCAAGUCUGGAUGUGGAGAUCAGAGAAGACUAAAUUUACAAAAAGUGCAAGCGUCUAGCUAUCUGCUCUCAAGCGAUCUGGUAGAUUCGGACACAACAAAGUAGCUCGUCUUCUGCAACAUUGAGAACAUGUUUUAAUCUCCAGUGAGUCAACUCAUCGUAAAUGCGUGAGUGCGGCAGAG
Exophiala mesophila is the source of this 3058-nucleotide messenger RNA. RefSeq lists its product as uncharacterized. The transcript has 5 exons. Lineage: Eukaryota; Fungi; Ascomycota; Eurotiomycetes; Chaetothyriales; Herpotrichiellaceae. The record is from RefSeq and is a predicted model, not a curated record. Gene Ontology annotation, biological process: regulation of actin filament polymerization. Gene Ontology annotation, cellular component: plasma membrane; cortical actin cytoskeleton; site of polarized growth. The coding region runs from base 314 to 2791 and encodes 825 amino acids. Gene Ontology annotation, molecular function: actin filament binding.